CUCACACAGCAGGAGCAACAGUGAACAGGUACAACUCUACAGCCAGAGCAGAACAAACAAACUUGAGCAGCAACACAUUUGAGGUGACCUUCACAGAGGAGCAGUGUCAUGAAUUGGCUCCCCACAAAAUCCCAACACCGAACCCAGACCCAAUACCAGAUCCUGAAUUGGAUCGUCCAUGGCGGCCAGUGACAUGGAGUGAAGAUAACAAGAUUCAGAUGUUGAGGACAGUGAAGGAUUUCCAGCCAGGUGCUGCAGAAGUCAGUGAGCUAAAGAUUCUGCUUCAUGGUCCAAUUGGAGCAGGAAAAUCAAGUUUAAUUAACUCCAUCAACACCGUCCUCCAAGGACGCAAUACUGUCGGUGCACUGGUGGAUUCAUCAACUGGUACAAGUACGAGCUUCACUUUAGAGUUUAAAACUCACAAGCUGAAGAAAGCUGGACCUGGAUCUUUCUAUCCAUUUGUCUUUAUGGACAUCAUGGGUCUGGAACCAGAUAAGUCAUGUGGAGUACAAACCAAAGAUAUAAAGAAAAUGUUAAAGGGUCAUGUGAAAGACGGCUACACUUUUAAUCCAAUAAAACCAAUUGAUAAAGGUGAUGUGAAGUACAACAGUGACCCUAGUCUGAAUGACAAAGUGCACUGUCUGGUGAGUGUUCUACCAGCUGACAAAAUCUCCCUCAUGAGUGAUGAAGUUAUCAAGAAAAUGAGAGAUAUUCGGGAAAAGGCACGUGAUUUAGGAAUUCCUCAAGUUGUUGUCAUGCCGAUGGUUGAUAAAGCAUGCCCUCUGGUUAACAAGAACCUGAGGAAGAUCUACACCAGCAAAAAAGUUAAAGAGCAGAUGAAACAGUGCAGUGACAAACUGGGAGUCCCGAUGAACUGCAUCUAUCCUGUGCAGAACUACCAUGAGCAGAUUACCAACGACUUGGACAUGGAUAUUCUGAUUCUCAUGGCCAUGACUGACAUCGUUAGAUUUGCCAACGACUAUAUUGAAGACCAGGUCUACAGCAAAAGUAAACCCGAAUGAAGAUUCCCAUGUGUCUUGUUUAAUUUCGACCAUGCAAACAGAUUGUUUCAAAAAUGCAAAGAUGUAUUAUUUUCAUAGGGAAUCAACUUAUAUUACUUAUAUUAUUGUUUUAAUGAAGGUCACUUUAAGCAUGAUUCUGAUUUUAAUAUGUACAAUAUGACAGAUUUACAAGCGAGAAACAGUAGACGUAAUUAUUUCAUUUAACUUUAUCAGGUUUGUACCCCUUUUAUUUUGAUGCAAAGAUUACAUGUACUUUACUUCUGAUUCUGAUGAUUUCACUACAUAAAUAAUCAUCUUCAUUUAUAUCAACAAUCAACUUUAAGAAAUAAGUCAAAUAAAUUGCUCAUCAAUUACCAAGCAAACUUCUCACAAGUGCUUUCUUCUCA
Clarias gariepinus (North African catfish) is the source of this 1408-nucleotide messenger RNA. RefSeq names its product interferon-induced protein 44-like. The transcript has 9 exons. The record is from RefSeq and is a predicted model, not a curated record. Lineage: Eukaryota; Metazoa; Chordata; Actinopteri; Siluriformes; Clariidae. Bases 219 to 1022 code for a protein of 267 amino acids.